CACGUAACCCCGCCCUUUGUGGACGCUGUAACGAGCGAGCCCGUGUAUCUCCGGCAGUAUUGCAGAGUGGCGGAUCUGCGUCGUGUUCAGGCUCCUAAUGCGUCUUACAGGCAGCUGAGUCAGUCACAGGUGCGUCGACUUUAAAGCUGAGGAUCCACACGGGGAAUAAACAUGUCGAGGAACCAGAGGACGCCGCAGAAAAACACCGACACUGUGGUGGAGGUGAAAAGCAAAUUUGAAGCAGAAUACCGGCGAUUUGCACUACAGAGGAACGGCAACGUCAGCUUCCAGGAAUUCUACCGGCUGCUGCAGAAGGUGCACCAUAUUCCAGGUGUAGACGUGCUACUGGGCUACGCUGAUGUCCACGGAGACCUGCUUCCCAUCAACAAUGACGACAACUUCCACAAAGCACUGUCUUCUGCCAAUCCUCUUCUGAGGAUCAUUAUCCAGAAGAGAGAUGUGGACGAGCCUGUGGUCUUUGGGACAAACUCUCUGCAGAGAAGAAAGAAAGGCCUGGCAGGUCUGCGUGCUACCCAACAGAAGAGUAAAUCGGGUCUUUUGAUCGGCUUCCCGCAGGACUUCCGCCAGAUCUCUUCCAUCAUCGAUGUGGACAUCCUGCCUGAGACACACCGCCGUGUACGUCUGCACAAGCAUGGCACCCACAAACCUCUGGGCUUCUACAUUCGCGAUGGUGUGAGCGUUCGUGUCACCUCACAGGGCGUUGAGAAAGUGCCUGGUGUCUUUAUCUCACGUCUGGUUAAGGGCGGACUGGCCGAGAGCACAGGACUGCUCGGGGUCAAUGAUGAGAUACUGGAAGUCAACGGCAUUGACGUGGCUGGCAAAUCACUGGACCAGGUUACAGACAUGAUGGUGGCCAACAGUCACAACCUUAUUGUGACGGUCAAACCAGCCAAUCAGCGCAACAACGUGAUGCACAGAUCGAGCAAAACCUCAGCUGGCAACAACUCUGGUGGCUCAGGAGGAUCUGUGCUUUCCCAGGACUCCAUUCCUAGUCCUGCCUCACAAACUGUUAGCCAGUACAGUAACAGCAACAGUGUAUUGGAAGGAGACAGUGAUGAAGACGACUCCGACCUCAUUAUCGAGAGUGACAACUUGCUUGCCUACACGCCACAUCAUCUUACCAACGGAAAUGGCAUUGUUUCUUCUUAUGGUCAGAGGUCACUCCCACAGAGCGUCUCAUUGCCUAGUACCAGCUCUAUGAGCUCGCACAACAGCAGCCCCAAUAAGACGAGCAGCAGCCAGGAGAGCAUGAGAGAGGACGGCAACUUCAUCACAUUGUGAAACACCUCAUAAUAUUUAAUCAUAUUAAAGACUUUUAUGCACAACUAGUACAAAGUGAAGGCUACAUGUUUAUGGUACUGUACCUACUGUCACAAAACAUCAAGAUGAUGUUGAUCUCUAUAAAAACUCACCUUCCCAGCUGAAGGGGAAUGUGACCAUAGUGGAGCUGGUGAGUGGCACACGUGGCGUGGACCAUCUCCAAACUAACUAUGUGCACAGCACCCCAUGGAAGUGCCUUAUGGACUUAUGGUCGCAUUUUUACAGAAUAAAUGAACUAAAGAUCAUUCAUGUCAUACAGCAAAGAUACAUUGUGCCACAACUGAUGAAGGAGCAGCAACUAGCACACAAACACAUACUCUGUGUUGUUCACAGUGGUGUUGAUGCCUUGAUGCCUAGUCCAAUCUCCACCCGUACUAUAGUAUUGGUGGAGUCUGUGUUCUCCAUCACAUGAACUCUGCAGAAACACUGGAAUGUUUAUCUGAUGCUUCCUGCAUGUCAAAAUGGCAUAGUAGCAUUAGUAUGAUGAAGAAUGAUGAAGAAUUUAAUAACGCACCUGUAAUAGUGCGGUUUUGUUCCAUGAUGUAUGUGUUAUGCAUCUCUGAUAUCUGUGAUUUAGGCUCCAGGAAACUUUGUUAGGACACACCAUGUCAUUUUUAUAGCAUCAGUGAUACAUGUACAUUCUAGCUGUGGCUUUCCCAUUUGCUUCUCCUCUACACUAACUAACAGUCUGCCUUUCACCAUACAACCCUAUUCUUUAACAUGCCUUUGAUGGUGUAAUUUUGAGUGUAAUUUGCUGCUGAAUGUGAUUCAGCCUUACAAGUCUGUCCUAUGUUUUAAAAUUCAUAGCAAAUAGACACCAAAUGUUGCCUACCAUCUAGCAUAUUGCAGCAAAAAAGGAAGAGGAACAAUGCAGUAACCUACACCUUGCAUGAGGAAAUGGCGGAAAUCCAGUUCUAAUGAUGUUUGAAAGAUAAGUUCACACUCUUAUCAACUCCUGCUAUCAGAUUCCACUCAUUCUCACUUAGCUGUGUUCAUGUUCCUCUGCACUGAAAUUCAGCAUCUGACUCAUUUCAUUUCUCUCAAAAUACACAUUGUUUCAGAAGGAAUCCAUCUACCUAAGACCUGUCUCAACUCAAGCUGCUUAAAGAGUUCUGAACCCAGGGAUAGCUGCUUGACCCCCAGACUUGGGUGGCGUCUCUGCUUUUUGAAGCGGGCUGCCUAUAGUCGCCUACCUGGGGUUGUUAUCCACUCUCCCUAGAAAUAUAUCUAUAAUAGAUGUUUUACUCACACUGAGUCGUGCCUCAGAUAGAGAGAGGGCGCCUUGACCUUGUGUGGACCCAGCUGUCUGCGUGCUGUCUUAUGUGCUGUAUUAUUUUUUUUUAAAGUAAAUUCCUUUCAUGUUCAUAAAGGCUAAAAUUCAGCCUGACUGGGGAGCUGGUUUGUUCAGUCCUAUCCUGCUCUCUCUCUCUCUCUCUCUCUCUCUCUCUCUCUCUCUCUCUCUCUCUCUCUCUCUCUGUGUGUGUGUGUGUGUGUGUGUGUGUGUGUGUGUGUGUGUGUGUGUGUGUGUGUGUGUGUGUGUGUGUGUGUGUGUGUGUGUGUGUGUGUGUGUGUGUGUGUGUGUGUGUGUGUGUGUGUGUGUGUGUGUGUGUGUGUGUGCGCGUGUGUGCGCGUAAAAAAAAAAACUCGACAAUGAAGGAGUUGAAUCAAAAAUGUUGACUUUUCACCAACGUAAAAGUAAACGACAUUAAAAGUAGACGAAAUGUGACCAGCAAAAACACAAAAUAUGCCAAAGUGUUUAGAGACCUGUGGAUAGGUGUGUUCCUGGCAGGUGUAGUUUCAUUACUGGAGCCUUUUUAUUUCCACCUCAUCAUAUUUAUUUCCACUCUGUCACAUUAAAGUUAUAUUUAAGCAGGUCUUCAAGUUGAGAGAGGCUGCAGAACCGGGUUUGUUUUGACAUACCCAGACACAACGUCUGCAAAUCUAACACCUCUGAUUCACUGGGACAGCUGGAGUGAAUAUGAACUAAAAGAUGGACACAAUCGAAGUGGAAGGGCAUUUAAAAGGGACCAGACAGCUGGAGGGGUAUUUCUGGGAACUGGAGAUUUGUCAUCAUACUCUGAUUAGGUUAUUUAAGAGGAUUUAUUUUUAGGAGAAAUUGUUGCAAAUGCACUGGUUAUUAUUUCUGUACGGCAGUAUAAAAAAAAUUCAUAUAUUUCUCUCUGUCUCGUUAAUCAGUUUCUAAUGAUAUGAACGGCACACAAAUUGGAAUAGCAGCCACCGAAAUAAAAAGUACCAUAAACCUAAUUUUUUAUGUAUGUAAAUGUAUAUGUAUAUAUACAAUGAGAAAAUUAAUUACAAUUUUGUAAACGAGCCCUUUUUAUUAAAAGCGCAGUAUAUAUACAGUAUAUGUGUAAAAUAUGGAAAGUAUUUUUCUUAUUCUUGUACUUUUGUAUGUAUAUUGGAAUCCAGGAGAAGAUGUUUCUAUUUCUUUUGCGUGUGUGAUGAAGCAUAUAGAAAUCUGAAGAAAUCUAUGAUUUUAUCCUAAUCCGAUGGGUGGAGGUGUAUCAUACUGUGAAUGCAAAUAUGCGAAAUUUUAAAUUGUUCUAUGGAAAUAAAAGUAUUCAAAACAA
Tachysurus vachellii is the source of this 3932-nucleotide messenger RNA. RefSeq names its product par-6 family cell polarity regulator alpha (gene pard6a). Bases 172 to 1302 code for a protein of 376 amino acids. The transcript is spliced from 3 exons. Lineage: Eukaryota; Metazoa; Chordata; Actinopteri; Siluriformes; Bagridae. Gene Ontology annotation, biological process: centrosome cycle; establishment or maintenance of cell polarity; regulation of cellular localization. Gene Ontology annotation, cellular component: cell cortex; nucleus; apical plasma membrane. Gene Ontology annotation, molecular function: protein kinase C binding. The record is from RefSeq and is a predicted model, not a curated record.